AUGGGGAGUAUGAGUGAUAGUGACGAAGAGUAUGGACCUUUGCCUACCACUUGGGGUUCACAAGCACCUACGAGUCCUGCGAAAGAAUCUGGAAAUGACCCCUCUCCGAAAGGAUGGGAUUCACUGUUGGAUCCUGAUUUUAAUGUGGGCCCAAAAGGUCUUGGUAGUGGUAAUUUGCAUAGAAAAGGUCGUAACUUUAUACCAGUCGACGAAGACGUCAUUUUGGCACAACGAUUGAAUAAACCGCUGCCUAAAAAGAGUAAAAAGAAGGGAAAUGAACGAGAAAGCAAUACCUCAGCUAUUACGUCGGAUAAAGCACGCAACAGCAAAAAAUCCUCUUUAAAGACAUCGACAACAACAAGUACUCCUCAAUCGAAACGGAAUGGUCCUUCGAGCAGUAAUAGCUCUUUUCGAAGAUCUUCUGCACGUAAAUCAAAGACAGCCUCUUCUCCAUCCAGCACAAGUCGACCCAUAUCAAAUUUAUCGACAUCAUCCAAAACGACCACUUCGACAAAGAUUAGCCCACCUGAAUUAUCGACGAUAAGGACACCCUUACAGAAUAAUACUAAUAGUACAGGUUGGGCCAAUGCUACGUUAGUUGAAACACCAUUUUGGGCAACGACAAAGACAAAUGGCAAUAAUGCAGAAACAGAUACUGGGCAAAAGGCUACUGCAGAAGAAGAUAAAAUAUCGAAACAGUUGAAUCAACUUACAAUUGACUACAAUGAUGAUAAAGACAAAAAGGAGGAUAACGGUACUUUAUCAGUGAAUACAUAUAAGAAAAAGACAGAUGAAAAGUGGGACAAUAAGUUUCAAGCAGCAGUAGUAGAACAUAAAAGGAAAUCAAUUGAACAGGAAAGAAAGAAGAAUGCGAACGCGAAUGUGGAAAAUGGUUCAGUAGAUGAUGAUGACUGGACAUUUUCAGAUAGGAUGAUUGAUCAUGACUUGAGUGCACAACAGAAGAGUAAGAGAGAUCAUAUGGUGAAUGAAGAUGGGUGGGGAAUAUGGAAUAAGACAAAUAGCGGUAGCAUCAACAAUGGCGGUUGGGGUAUGCCUGGCUGGACUGAUGUACCGAACAGUAAAACUACGGGUACAUCGACGGCCGGAAUGAGUACUGAACCAGCUCCACCAGCAGCAGCUGAUGACUGGACCAUUUACCCUACAACUACAAAUGAUAAUAAUGAUAUACCCUCUGAUGCUUCUCGGCAAAAUUAUAUACCCAAUAAUAAGUCAUCACCAUCAACUACAGAUCUGAACCACACUACCUGGGGCGACAUGGAUAAUAGUUGGCUCAAUAACCACGAGGAUACCGCAAACAUUAAUAACAAUUGUAACGACAGACCACGAUUUUCUGAUCCCACUCGUCAAAAAUACUCUGAAGUUCGCAAGGGGCCUCGUAAUACACCCCUCAACUACCAACGCAGUAUACCCAUCGUUCCCAGUACCACUGCUCCACCUCCACCUCCCGAAAACGCACUUCUCGUCACCAUUAACGUCGAGCUUUCUGAUACGUUGAAAAUCCCUGUCGAAGUUCAUGAACUUGAUGAACCUGCUGAUCUUGCAGUCAACGUUGGUAAAGAGCACAAUAUUCAACAGCCUAAAAUCAUUGCGGCCUUAACCAAGCUUUUCAGUUCUCAAAAAGAAUUGGCACUCAAAAAGAGGAACCGUAAAUUAAAGCGAACUAUCCCUUCUCAAAAGCAAUUACAUCAGAACAAUCCUUUCUUUUAUCAACCUCAUACCGAAAAUACUGCCUAUCAACGCAUGACAUUGUCGACAAAUAACAAGUACUCCUCGUCUGCAUACGCUUCAACGUUUUACGAUUCGAACAGUCUGUCAUUGCCUGCGGCUACACCACCUCUCUCUACUCCUUAUUCUUUUGCAAGGCCUUCUACUACGUCUAACUUUACAAGGAAACAAUAUUAUUAA
Mycotypha africana is the source of this 1926-nucleotide messenger RNA. RefSeq lists its product as uncharacterized. The coding region runs from base 1 to 1926 and encodes 641 amino acids. Lineage: Eukaryota; Fungi; Mucoromycota; Mucoromycetes; Mucorales; Mycotyphaceae. The transcript has 2 exons. The record is from RefSeq and is a predicted model, not a curated record.